AUGGCACUUGAUUUGUUGUCAAGAAUCACUCUGCGGCCAUUCACGUUAAGCGACGUGGAUGAUUUCAUGUUAGUAGUAUGUGAUGAUAGAGUAACAAACUUGACUAGAAGGAAAACUUUGGUUUCAAGGGAACAAACUUUGAGUUAUAUUCAAGAUGUAUGCAUUCCUCACCCUUGGACACGUUCCAUAUGCAUUGACAAUAAAACUAUUGGAUUCAUUUCAAUUUCUCCAGCUGGAUCUGGCGAUGAUGAUGAUGACAGGUGUAGGGCUGAUGUUGGCUAUGCUGUAGCUGCUAACUACUGGGGUCAAGGGAUUUGCACCAAAGCUGUUAAGGUUGCUGUAUCACAAGUUUGCAAGGAUAUUCCUUGUUUGGUAAGGUUACAAGCUUUUGUUGAUGUGGAGAAUCAAGCUUCACAGAGGGUUUUGGAUAAGGCAGGGUUCUUUAGGGAGGGUGUACUUAGAAAGUAUUCCUAUGUCAAAGGGAAGGUUAAGGAUAUAGCUAUUUUUAGCUUUUUGUUAGAGGAUCCUAAUGUGAAAAUCACAUAA
Molecule: messenger RNA, 546 nt
Organism: Lathyrus sativus (Indian pea)
Lineage: Eukaryota; Viridiplantae; Streptophyta; Magnoliopsida; Fabales; Fabaceae
Source: the annotation of a GenBank genome assembly